UCGUAGGCUCAGCUGCAUUUGAGAACAAGAGAGACUUUCUGCACCAGUGUGUGGACACUGCACAAGGCUUACCCCGGGUCUGUCUACACGUUCAAGCAGCCACUGUUGGGCCCAGGAAUGCGCGUGCCAGUCCUAGGUCUUCUGUUGAGAAGACAUCUGAUUCAAUGAGGAUGCCGUUCACGAAGAGAGGAAACCACAUAGCAGCAGCAGUUCUGAGGAGGAACAGGGGCUGGGAUGCAGAUGGAAAAGGCCCUUGUGCCUGGGACACAUUCACCCAUCAAGGAGGAGAGAGAGUUUUCAAGAACCAGACUGGCGAUGUAGCUUGUAGCAGCUACACUCUGUGGGAGGAAGAUUUGAAAUGUAUCAAACAGCUUGGACUGACUCAUUACCGCUUCUCUCUUUCCUGGUCACGUCUGUUACCUGAUGGGACGACAGGUUUCAUCAACCAGAAAGGAGUUGAUUAUUACAACAAGAUCAUUGACGACUUGUUAAAAAAUGGGAUUACACCCAUAGUGACACUUUUCCAUUUUGAUAUGCCUCAGGCUUUAGAAGACCAAGGAGGUUGGUUGUCAGAGGCCACCAUUGAAAUCUUUGUCAGAUAUGCUCGGUUUUGCUUCAGUACCUUUGGGGAUCGAGUCAAGCAUUGGAUUACCAUGAAUGAGCCUAAUGUUUUUGCCCUGGUGGCCUAUGACCUAGGUCAUUUCCCCCCUGGGGUACCCCAUCUUGGGACUGGAGGUUAUCAGGCAGCACAUAAUUUGAUUAAGGCUCAUGCCAGAUCCUGGCACACUUAUGAUUCCUUAUUCCGAAAAGAGCAAAAGGGUGUGGUGUCCCUAUCACUUUUUGCUGCCUGGUUGGAACCAGCAGAUUCCAACUCAGUGUCUGACCAAGAAGCUACUAAAAGAGCCCUUGCUUUCGAGGUGGGCUUAUUUGCUAAACCCAUAUUCAUCGAUGGUGAUUAUCCCGAUGUCGUCAAGUCCCAGAUAGCCUCUAUGAGUAAAAAGCAAGGUUACCCAUCAUCCAGGCUCCCUGAAUUUACAGAAGAAGAGAAGAAAAUGAUCAAAGGUACUGCUGAUUUCUUUGCUGUGCAAUAUUAUACAACCCGCUUAGUAAAGCACCAGGAGAACAAGACAGGAGAACUAUCCAUCCUCCAGGAUGUGGAGAUCGACUUUUUUGCAGAUCCAUCUUGGAGAGGUGUGCAUUGGGUCUACGUGGUACCAUGGGGCCUACGUAAACUACUGAAACACAUUAAGGAUACGUAUAAUAACCCUGUAAUUUACAUCACUGAGAAUGGAUUCCCCCAGCGUGACCCCCCAUCUCUUGAUGACACUCAGCGCUGGGAGUGUUUCAGACAGACAUUGCAGGAGCUGUGCAAAGCUAUCCAAGUUGACAAAGUCAAUCUGCAAGUAUAUUGCGCCUGGUCUCUCAUGGAUAAUUUCGAAUGGAACGACGGAUAUAGCACCCGGUUUGGCCUCUUCCAUGUUGAUUUUGAAGACCUGGAUAGACCUCGAGUCCCUUACACAUCAGCCAAGGAGUAUGCCAAGGUCAUUCGAAACAAUGGCCUGGAAGAAAAACCAUAGAAAGGAUGACUGCAUGGCAGCACCAGGAGGGGUCCUGCCUUGGUGAAGAACACUCAGACAGCCUCCACUUGCCUCUGGGAGCUUGGCAGCAACUCGUGGAUGCAAAUCUGUGAUUAUGAAAUCUGAAUACUAUUUAAAUCGAUUUUUCUAUUAAAAAAUCAGACUUGGAAAUUUUAACUUUAAUCCUUAGAUAUUUUUCUAGGAUAAAAACCACAAAAUUUGUGAAGAUACUCAUAAUUCUCUAUUGUAACACCAGAUGUCUUAUUAUAGGAAUAUUUGUUUAUGAGUCUACGUCUCAUCACAUAAGCUAUCUCAGUUGAUAAACUAUCACAUGACCCAUCAUUUUUCUACUGCCGAAUCAAACAUAAAAAGUCAAAGUUAAAAAUUAGUUGUGUGAUUUAGUUAUGUAUUCUUUUCAACAAAAGAAAUUCAUUGAUAACCUAUUUAAUGAAAUAGUUGUUCAUUUGUUUGGCCUAUUUUUACCUGUAGUUGAGCAGGUACAUUUUAUUCUCAGCUAAUGAACUUGUUAAAAAUAAUAAAAUCAAUUAGACUUUGAAUGAUGAAGAAAGUGUUUGAAUGUUGAUGUUCAUCAAAAACCAGAUUUCAAUAAGAAACAGGGUGUGGUCUCUACGUUUGUGUAUUUUCUUAAUUUUUAGGCCCUUAAAUAUAUUGGGAGAUAAACACAUUAAUUGGAUGACCAAAAUGAUUGUAUAUCAAGAUGAGAUAGGAAUUCAUUGCCUUUGUGGUUGAAAUGCCUGUGCCAUUUGUGGAGCUCGCUGGAAUUGGAAGUUCUGCCAUGGUUCUGCAGUAGGAGUCAAUAGAAGACAGAGGGCAUCCUCUAGACUCCAUAUCUCCAGCUAACUUUUCAAUAUGUGGACUUGGGACCCUUACAUCCCUAUUUCAGUAGUGUUUACUUAAACCCCAACUAUGCAUCAGGCUUGUAGUUAAGAGGUUAAAAAUUCUGCCCAUUUUACAGACAGAAACUGAAGCCCUACUGAUGUACCUCUUUCUCAAGUCACAUCAGUGCUCAUUAACUGCUCCUGGCACUUCCUUGAGAUCAACCUUAUUCCUUGUCCAGCCCACUGCAGGUUAGGGAGCUAUUAAAGUCCUGAUGAGAGGGAAAAGUAAGCAGGGGUGUGGAGUCACCUUGGACAGGAGGACAUGGGAAGGUGGUUGUCUGUAUUGUUACUGUGUCUCUCCUAGGAUGCUGCACAUACUUUGGCAUUCUUGUGAGCCUUUUGGCCAUGAGCAGACGCUAUGUCAUUUUUUCUUUUACAAGCUAUGGUCAAUUUCUGGAUCAUUUUCAUGUUCAUAAUCAGGGAAUUAUUUACAGCAAAGAACACACUCUCAGUAACUUUGGACAAAGUGAAAAAGAAAUGGUCGUAGUAGUUCAAUAAAUGUGGAUGCACUUGGGAAAAUUAUAUUAAGAUUAAAAUGGUAUGCACAGGAAAUUCCAUUACAUCUUUGCCACUGGUUUGUUAUUUUUAUUGUUCAAUGAGACAUUAUCUCACAAUUUGUGUUCAUUUAAGAAGCACAUUUCCAAAUCUUAUUUCAUUCCUCUCCUAUCCAGCCUGUCUUUUUCAUUUUUAUCAUGUAUCUUAUUUACAAUUUAUGUGCCCUCUUGUAUUAUCUUGCAAGACAGCUGAGCUUUCCU
Molecule: messenger RNA, 3231 nt
Organism: Lepus europaeus (European hare)
Lineage: Eukaryota; Metazoa; Chordata; Mammalia; Lagomorpha; Leporidae
Product: cytosolic beta-glucosidase
Exons: 6
Coding region: 165-1577 (470 amino acids)
Biological process (GO): carbohydrate metabolic process
Molecular function (GO): hydrolase activity, hydrolyzing O-glycosyl compounds
Source: RefSeq, a predicted model, not a curated record